Salvelinus namaycush (lake trout) is the source of this 855-nucleotide messenger RNA. RefSeq names its product syntaxin-binding protein 6-like. The record is from RefSeq and is a predicted model, not a curated record. Lineage: Eukaryota; Metazoa; Chordata; Actinopteri; Salmoniformes; Salmonidae. The transcript has 6 exons. The coding region runs from base 1 to 855 and encodes 284 amino acids.
AUGAAUAUCCAGUCAGUUAUCAACAGGGAAGUGUUUUCCCCCCGGGAUGAGAGGAUACUAGUGGCUGUGGAGGUUAAGAGGAGAAAAAGGAAAAAGGUUCCCUUUCUGCCCACUGGAGGCAAGGGAGAAUAUAUGACAUACAUCUGUCUGUCAGUGACCAAUAAGAGGCCAGCCCAGCUCCUCAUCACCAAGGUCAAGCAGUUUGGAGGCUCUGCCCCCUUCACCAGGAGGUCACAGUGGAGCGUGGAGCAGCUCCGCCAGGUCGAUGGUAUCGACCCCAACAAGGACUGCCCAGAGUUUGACCUGGUGUUCGACAACGCCUUUGACCAAUGGGUGGCCAGCUCAGCGGCAGAGAAGUGCAUCUUCAUCCAGAUCAUGUACCACGCCUGUCAGACCUACUGGGAGGGCAAGGAGCGGGUCCCCGGUGGCCUGGGUAGCCCAGCUGGAGACCAGCAGAAUGACCAGAGAGCUAGUCCAGGGGCCCAGGCUAGACGGAAGAGCACAGUGGGUCCCAGGCCCCGCCAGACUGAAUUUGUCAACUGUCAGUCCAAACUCACAGGAGAUGCCUGCACUGUGAAUCUGGUCAUCUACCGUUGCAAGGUCUUCUUCAACCGCAUGAAGAAGGUGAUGGUUUCAAAACAAAGCAGUCCUCAGGCUGGAGGUCACAGAGCAAGUCCCAGUGGGCAGCGCCCCCCAGGGGGCAGUAUGGCUAGUGUAGUCAAGAGGGCAAGCCAGGCCCUGCAGGAGCGUGGGGAGAGACUGGGCCGUGCCGAGGACAAGACAGUAGACCUGAUGCACAAAGCCCAGCAGUUUGCAGACACUGCCCACAAGCUGGCUCUGAAGUAUUCAAACUAG